Messenger RNA from Paramecium primaurelia, 486 nucleotides. Lineage: Eukaryota; Ciliophora; Oligohymenophorea; Peniculida; Parameciidae. The record is from the annotation of a GenBank genome assembly.
AUGGUUAAUUUAUAUUUUUUAAAUGGUUAUUUAUUAUAAUACUCCUAUUGUCUAAACAACUUUAUGUUUUGGAUCUAGUUCAUUAGGAGAAGUUUUUUUACUUUAUUAAAACCCAUAAGAAAAAAAAAAAAUUUUUAUUUGAAUAUGAUUUCAAAUCUUAGUUAAAGUUCAAUUUUUUGUAUAGUAAUUUUAUUUGUAAUUAAUGAUCAAAAAAACAUUAAAUUUAUAGAUAAGAAAGAAGAUGUUUUUGGUUGGUUAAUAAUAUCCUUGGCCUUACUAGCAAUUUUUGUUGAAUUAUGCUCUUUAACAAUUGAAUUGAUUCUUCACUUUUAUUUUAUAUUCAAAAAGAUCAAAGAAAAAUUUUAAAACUAUUUUAUUAAAACUAAUACAAUUAACGAAUCGCAGAAAAAUGAAACUAUUCAAAAAACUGUUAAUUGUUCAAAUAUUAAAAAAGAUUAAUCAUAUUUUUAAAUAGUUUUAUUUUGA